Peniophora sp. CBMAI 1063 is the source of this 486-nucleotide messenger RNA. Lineage: Eukaryota; Fungi; Basidiomycota; Agaricomycetes; Russulales; Peniophoraceae. The record is from the annotation of a GenBank genome assembly.
AUGCACACCGACCUGGAGAAAUCCUACCUCCCUAGCUGCGACGCCUGCCAGUGCAACAAGUUGCCCAUCACUAAGCCAGUCGAACUGCUAUACUUGCUCCCGAUUCGCAACGGCUGUGGCAACUCCAUCGCCAUUGACUCCAUCGGCCCGCUCCCUCCCUCGGGUGUCGAGAAGUUUGAUCUCCUGAUGACCAUCACCAACCGCACUGGGUGCAACAUCCGUGCCGUUCCCUGCCACCGCACCCUCACUGCGGAAGGCACCACACACCUGCUCUUCCGCCACUGGUAUUGCGAGAACGGCCUCCCGCUCAAAAUUGUCUCCGACUACAACACCUGGUUCGACAACCAGCUGUGGCGCACUUUCCACAAGCUCACUGGCAUCAAGCUGCUCAUGUCAUCCUCCUUCUACGCCCAAACCGACGGCACUUCCGAGCACACCAACAAGACACUCAUUGAAGCUCUCUGCCACCACGUCGAUUAUCUUUAA